Messenger RNA from Xiphophorus hellerii (green swordtail), 3492 nucleotides. RefSeq names its product Rho guanine nucleotide exchange factor (GEF) 4 (gene arhgef4). Gene Ontology annotation, molecular function: protein binding; guanyl-nucleotide exchange factor activity. Bases 1046 to 2626 code for a protein of 526 amino acids. Gene Ontology annotation, biological process: intracellular signal transduction. The record is from RefSeq and is a predicted model, not a curated record. The transcript is spliced from 10 exons. NCBI's taxonomy places the organism in Eukaryota, Metazoa, Chordata, Actinopteri, Cyprinodontiformes, Poeciliidae.
GUUAGAUGGAUGGUUGAGGUAGCACAGAUUCACGCAGCACUGAGCUCCAUUUUAGAGUGAGCUCAUAACAGAGAUAGAAGGUACCAAGAUUGAGAGAUAGGAAAAAGCUUCAGAGAGAAAAAAUGUUCAGCCAGUCUAGAGCUUUAGUAGGACAUGGUGAAAGAAGAAUGUGCUAGAAAAACAUCGGACUGACACUGACUAAGAAAAAGAAGAGAACAGAAACCAGGGGGCAUGAUCAUGUAUCGAGGAGAAGGAGUAUCCCAUCCCCCAGUUUUCAUCCUCACAUCCUGACCAAAGGGAGACUGAGACGAGGAGCUCAAAGGACAAGAAAUCCUAAACUGGCUGCAGAGCGAAGAAAACAGAGGGGAGUUUCCUGAGCCCUAAAAGAAGAAAGAAUCAUUAAAGGAACGAAUGGUGCUGAACACACAUAAAUAGCUUUGCGGAUUCACACACAGAUAUAGAUAGGCACAUAGCCUCCACCGGCAGGCCGGGGCAACGCUGAGCAUCGGCAAAGUGGCAGGAGAAGCAGGGGAGGUGACUGUCGGAGCCGAGCGGAGGUGGCUAUCUGUUUUAGAAGACGACAGAGGUAGUCAAGGAGUGGGACAAGCUGACGCGGUGUGGUGUGGAGGCUCAGUGCUCAGAGAAAGGCGACAGGGAACAGGUGCUGAGGAGGAGGAAGAGGAGGAAACCAGGGGACUGAUGGCUCGCGGCAAUGGCUCUGGGCGGUGGAACAGGCAGAAGAUGGGAUUCUUUAACACCCUUCUGCGCUGUAACCUACCCCCAGAUACCCAAAAGGUGGUUGUGUUUGUCAUCAUGAUGUUGCUUAUUAUCAUUAAUGUAGUGCUCAUGUUCCUACUCGCCUUCCAGUAGACUGCACACACACACCUAUCCACUUUCUCUCUCUGAAACACAUGCUCAGACAGAGACACAUAGACUGUUACACCUAGAUGGGUGAGGAGGCGAGCAGAUAAACUGAGACACAAGAAGAACCACCGUAUUAUGAGAACACUGCUUGGAUCGAUGUGGGUGUCCUGUGGUGUUCACCAUGCCAGCAAAACACAGGCGCAACUGGAGGAAUGGAAGAUCAUGUAGACUGAUCAGUGAUGGCAGUGUAGUGUAUGCUGAAGGUCUUUGGGACCAUGUUACCAUGGACGUCCAAGAACUUGGCUUCAAGGCUGGUGAUGCCAUCGAAGUGAUUGAUGCCACAAACAAGGAGUGGUGGUGGGGCCGCAUCAUCGACAGUGAGGGCUGGUUUCCUGCUAGCUUUGUACGGCUGCGUGUGAACCAGGAUGAACCUAUGGAGCAACUUUCAACCCAUCUGGAGGAAUCCCAAUGUGGAGAUGAGGAUGGAGCAGAUUUGAGUUUGUUAUUAGGCCCCGGGUUACCCUGCAAAGAACAGAUGAGAGCCAACGUCAUCAAUGAGAUCAUGAUCACAGAGCGAGACUACAUCAAGCACCUGAAAGACAUCUGUGAGGGUUACAUCAAACAGUGCCGUAAGAGGACAGACAUGUUUACUGAAGAGCAGAUUAGAACCAUCUAUGGAAACAUUGAAGAGAUAUACAGAUUUCAGAGAAAGUUCCUGAAGAGCCUGGAGAAAGAAUUCAACAAGGAACAGCCCCAUCUUAGUGAGAUAGGCUGCUGUUUUCUUGAACAUCAAACAGAGUUCCAGAUUUAUUCAGAGUAUUGUAAUAAUCACCCCAACGCCUGCAACCAACUCUCCAAGCUGAUGAAAGUCAACAAGUAUGUGUAUUUCUUUGAGGCCUGUCGAUUGCUCCAGAAGAUGAUUGAUAUUUCUUUAGACGGCUUCCUACUCACUCCAGUGCAGAAGAUCUGCAAGUAUCCAUUACAGCUGGCUGAGCUCCUCAAAUACACCAAUCCUCAGCACAGGGACUACAAGGAUGUGGAGGCAGCCUUAAAUGCCAUGAAAAAUGUCGCCAGGAUGAUCAAUGAGAGGAAACGGCGCCUUGAGAACAUUGACAAAAUUGCGCAGUGGCAGAGUUCCAUAGAAGACUGGGAGGGUGAAGAUGUUCUGGUCAGAAGCUCUGAACUUAUCUUUUCUGGGGAGAUAACUAAACUAUCCCAGCCACAAACGAAGAGCCAGCAGAGAAUGUUUUUUCUCUUCGACCAUCAGAUGGUUUAUUGCAAGAAGGAUAUUCUUCGCAGGGACAUACUGUACUACAAGGGGCGCAUGAAUAUGGAUUUAAUGGAGGUGACAGAUUUGGAAGAUGGCAAGGAAAAAGAUUUUAAUAUUACCGUAAAGAAUGCACUAAAGCUUUGCGCAAGAAGUGGCAAUGAAGUCCACCUCCUGUGUACCAAAAAACCAGAACAGAAACAACGUUGGAUUCGAGCUUUUGCUGAUGAGAGGAAGCAUGUCCAAAAUGACUGUGAAACAGGCUUCUCUCUUACUGAAAUCCAGAAGAAACAAGCUAUGCUGAAUGCCUUCAAAAGCCACCCAGCUGGGAAAUCUAAAGCAGUGACCAGGCCAUACUGCGACUUCCUCCUUCAUCAGAAACAUCCAUCCUUACCCACUGCUCUGCCCCAGCAGCAGGUCUUCAUGAUGGCCGAGCCCAAGCGCAAAACCACCUUCUGGCAUAACAUUGGGAGACUGACGCCUUUCAAGAAAUAAAAAUCAAACCAGAAAGGAGAAGCAACAUUAUGGAGAAAGAGCUCAUGCCUCCAUAGAGCCUUUUUAAUAAUUCUUCUUUUUUUUUCCUAUGUAUAACCUUUCCUGGAGGGAUUUGUGGGCAUCUAUGCCCACAAAUAGAUAAGGUGGACUAUAAUAAAGGGAAGACUAUCUUUUGAAAGCACUUUAUUGGUUGGAUAACAAUCAGACAUGAGAAGGUCUCCUCAUUACCCUUCAGAUAAACAGUGAGAGUCAAUUCUUGCCUAAUGUACUUCUGCUCCUUAAGACAAAAACUGACUGGUAUUAAUUCUAUUGUACUGCUUCAACUUAUUGUGGGUCUCCUGGCUAAACUGCCUCUGUGAAAAUGUUGCCUGGCAACAAAACUGUUAUUUAUUUCCACUGUUUUGUGCUUUUAUUUUAUAAUUUAACAAAAAUUUCAGACUUUUCAUUGUGUGGUAAAAUUUCAUAUUCAUGCUUAGUAUGUCUGCUUUAAAAAAAGGAGGGAAAUUAGUUGGGGAAUAAAAUUCCUUGUGUUUUCUCUUUGCUAAUGUAUCUAAUGGAUCUUUUUUUACUUGCUUUAAACCUUCUGUGGACUGUAUGUGUUGUUUUGUAUUUGAAUUUUCUCUCCAGAUGUGCUAAUAUUCUAAUCUGUCCCAAGGAAGAUUAGAAUAUUUCAUUCUAAGGUCAAAUGUCCAGCAUAACCCAAAACACCAGCAACACAUUCCAGCAGUCUGACCCUUGACCUCUCCACAUCACUGAAAGUAAACCAUCUAUUCUAUUUUUAUUUCACUUUAUAUUUUACACAGUGCACUCUGAUAUGCAUAAAUAUAACCAAACAAUACAAGCUCAAUAAUAAAAUCCUUAUUAUA